Messenger RNA from Penaeus chinensis, 1199 nucleotides. RefSeq names its product tyrosine-protein kinase-like otk. The transcript has 3 exons. Gene Ontology annotation, molecular function: protein binding. Lineage: Eukaryota; Metazoa; Arthropoda; Malacostraca; Decapoda; Penaeidae. Gene Ontology annotation, biological process: cell adhesion; axon guidance. The record is from RefSeq and is a predicted model, not a curated record. Bases 37 to 393 code for a protein of 118 amino acids. Gene Ontology annotation, cellular component: plasma membrane.
GAUGCCCCGAUCUGGGUCGUAAAGCCUCCUGUGCAGAUGCAUGCGUACGAGGGCGCCAAUCUGGUCAUCACAGCCACAGCUUCAGCCAACCCAGGUCCUCCAAGCUACUGGUGGCGGCGCGGGGAGGAGACGCUGAAGGCGGAGACGGGGGAGCUGCACCUCGGCAGGAUCACGCGGCAGCACCGAGGGAACUACUCCGUCAGCGCCUACAACCCGAGGGGCGCCAUCAACGCCUCCUUCAGCCUCGACGUCCAGUACGGCCCCGAGAGCGUGCAGGCGGCGGAGCGGGUGACCGUGGGCGAGGGCGGGGCGGCGACGGUGGAGUGCUCCGCGACCGCCAACCCGACGCCCACGCUCACUUGGACGAAGGACGCCCACAUGCAGAACACGUGAGGGACGAUCAGCUGGUCGAUCAGCUGUUCUGUUUGGUGGAUGUUGUUGUUUGUUGUUUUCUGUUUGUUCUAGUUUGUUGAUUCGUUUUAUGUUGUUGUCUUCGUUUUUUGUUUUUAUUUUUGUUUUUUUGUUUGUCUUUGUUAGAUUUUGUCCCAGUAGAUUGCAUUCGUCUUUUAAGUGUAAAUUUGUGUGCAAACUGGAAUGCUAAUUUGAGAUUAUGAACUGUGAAAGUGUUCGUUGUAUUAGGAGAUCAGACUAAAAAAAAGAUAAAAAUAUAAAGAGAAAAAAUAGGUCAUAGCUAGAGCAAUAAAAAAAUUAAAAAAAGGAAAAAGAAGGAGAGAAAAUAAAACGCACCGUCCAUUUGAGAACAGGAACACAACGUACGUAGCAUUCUCAAAAAUGGAAACAGAAAAAAACAAAAAAAAUUGAUAAAAACUGCUGCAGUAGAUUCGUUUCCAUGGCAACUAUUUGUCCACGUUUUUAUGCUAAUUUCUUCUUACACUUUCUUGUCUCUUUAUAACCACGAGAGAAAGGACGAAACCAUUAUUAAAACGGUUGAUGUUCUGCAAAGAGAGAGUGGGUUUGUGAUGAGAAAUGCAUAUUUUAGUAAUCUGCUGUUUGUGUUUGUUUGUUAAAGAUUUCUGUUUUGCCGAACGCCGCUUUUAAAAAUGUUCAGGUAUAAGAGCGAGUGAUAUGUUAGUGAAACCAUUGUUUGGAGUAAGAGUAGUUAACUGUCGUCUGUUAUUAAAUUAAUAUUAACUUGCUAGUGUAAUUAUUGUAGAGGGAAGUUUAGAUUUCCUAACUGC